Exaiptasia diaphana is the source of this 1761-nucleotide messenger RNA. RefSeq names its product collagen triple helix repeat-containing protein 1. The record is from RefSeq and is a predicted model, not a curated record. The transcript has 3 exons. The coding region runs from base 84 to 1046 and encodes 320 amino acids. NCBI's taxonomy places the organism in Eukaryota, Metazoa, Cnidaria, Anthozoa, Actiniaria, Aiptasiidae.
CUACAAGUCUUGACAGGAAAGAUAGGUACGAAGUCAAAAGACAAGAAAGCUUAAGGUUCAACCGCGUGAAAACGUUAAUCAAAAUGGCUGUGAAAGUGAAGACACUGUACUUAACAAUAGUCUUGGUGGCCUUGCUUACCGAGAUGGUAAAUUGUCAGAAGGGGCCUUCAACAUCGUCAAGCGACGCAAAGAAGACAAAAAUGGAUCAGUCAUGUGACAAGUGCACAUGUAUCCCCGGCAUACCGGGUACUCACGGCAUACCUGGUACCCCCGGAACAGCCGGACGUCCGGGAGACGAUGGACAAAAUGGAGUUAAAGGUGAACCAGGCCCAAGCGGACCAGCAGGACCGCGUGGUUUUAAGGGUAAUUCGGGUUUUCCUGGUAAGACAGGCUCUCCAGGAAAACCUGGCAAACCUGGCUUUCCAGGUAAGACUGGUCCAAGAGGUAAACCGGGUUUUCCUGGUCCGAGUGGUAAGCCUUGUCCAAAGGGUGCACAUGAUCAAUGGCGAUAUCAAGCUCAGAAGGGUGAUAAGGGAGUGAAAGGCAGUAAAGGCAACAAGGGAGAGGCAUUGUACUUUAAAGCAAUGAAAGGCGAGAAAGGAGAGCCAGGGAAUGAUGUCUCUUCAUUCUUAAACUGGCACCAUUGCUUGUGGAACAGAGAUGAUCGUAUUUCAACAAGCAAAAAAGGCACUGUUGUUCAGGAAUGUAAUUAUGGAAAAAGGCACCACAACACUGCCCUCAAGGUGUCAUUCCAUGGCAACCUGGGAGGAACUACCUGUAAGAGAUGGUAUUUCAAGGUCAAUGACCAGGAAUGCUCUGGUUCUCCUAUUGAGGCUUUGAUUUACCCACCACCUAACAACCACCCCAAAACCAACCACCAUUUGAUCCAGGGUUUCUGCCCAAACGUACCAGCAGGUGCUACAUCUGUUGCACUGUGGGUUGGUGACUGCCCGGGAGUGGUCGGACGCAGGAACAGUACAGCAUAUUGUGGAAAUAACUCUUCCUCUACCAUCAUGAUUGAAGAAGGACCAAUGACAUUUUAUUAACCAUGAACGUGUCAUGUGACCUCACUAACCUAUCAGAACACUGCAUUGCAUUAACAUUGAAGAUUGUAGUUGAGUUGGUACAUCAUUGAAAAGCAGUUGUCUCCCUAGCAACACAGCAUUAUCAGUGUGGCUAUAUAACGGCACUGGAGGAGAUUGCUAAAGGCAUCAACAGCGUAAAAUAGAUUGUUCUUUAACUAUAAAUGUGACUGAGACACAUUAAUCUUUCUGGAGGUUAAUGUCCUUGUCCAUUACCCUAAUAUAUGAAUAUCUAAUGCAUCCCAUCAUUAAAGGGACACUGUCAAUGGAUGACAUGCGCGGUAACAGUCUCACCUCUAAYGRAYUUUGAAAGUAUUMCCUUCGAGGUAAAUCAUUUUGUGGUGCUUUUGACACACUUUGGAAUAUUCUAGAUCUGUUUACGUUUACGAGCUGAUUUAUGUCGCGCCAACUUGAAGUCAUAAAAUAAACUUGAAAACACUAGCCUAGUGUUUUUAAGUUUACUCGCGCAUGCGUGCCAUUGACAGUGUCCCUUUAAGUAGUAAAUGUUUUUGAAUUCGCAUACUGCUGUCAGGGCUGGUUAUUAAGCUGAUAGUGUAGUCAUGUCAAUAAAUUAAGUAAAUGAGGUGCAUGUAGUGCAUGGAAACAUAUUUUAUAUCUUACCAUUUGAUAAACCACAUACACAUAUAUCAGUAGAAAAUAAAGUUUAAUACACCCAAAA